Alternaria infectoria is the source of this 1665-nucleotide messenger RNA. RefSeq lists its product as uncharacterized. Lineage: Eukaryota; Fungi; Ascomycota; Dothideomycetes; Pleosporales; Pleosporaceae. The coding region runs from base 1 to 1665 and encodes 554 amino acids. The transcript has 4 exons. The record is from RefSeq and is a predicted model, not a curated record.
AUGUUGCAACUUGCAGCAGCAGCAGCAGCCUUAAUAGGUGCAGCAUAUGCACAGAACUCCUCAUUACCUACAGUCGACCUGGGCUACGAGAUUUACCAGGCUUCAGGCUUCAAUGACACCGGCAACUUCUACAACUUUUCCAACAUACGGUAUGCUGCACCACCUGUCGGUGACUUGAGGUUUGCACCACCUCAGGCUCCAGCAGAAAACAGGUCAUCUAUCAACACUGGCGAGACAUCGAGAAUAUGCCCUCAGGCAAAUCCCGCUUGGUCUGCAGCCGCAGCACAGUCGUUGGCCAGAUAUGCGCUCGGCCUUCCUGCUUCGAACACAACUUAUUCAGUGAUGCCAGCAAAUGCUACCAGUCCGGUCCCACAACCGGAUCCCCGCGAGUCUGAAGAUUGCUUAUUUUUGGAUGUUUUUGUUCCCGAGGAUGUGCUUAGCAAAGCUGGGCAAGGCUACGGGGCUCCUGUUCUCGUAUGGAUCUACGGAGGCGGCUACACAGGAGGCGAGAAAAACAACAACCCUGCGGGUCUGCUCGCGGCCUCCGGCAACUCGUCCAAUGGCGAUGUUAUCUACGUUGCGAUGAAUUAUCGCCUUGGUGCUUUGGGCUGGACGGGUGGCCCUUCAUACCAAGCAGAAGGAGGUGUAUCCAACCUAGGUUUGUACGAUCAGCGAUUUGCGCUUGAGUGGGUCCAGGAGAAUAUUCAUCUCUUUGGAGGUGAUAAGAACCGAGUUACUGUAUUUGGUGAGAGCGCUGGAGGCGGCUCGAUCAUGCAUCAGAUUACUGCAUACGGUGGUGCUAAUGGAUCUGCUCCUUUCCAGCAAGCCGUACCCCAGAGCCCUGGAUGGCAACCUACAACCUCUGUUGUCACUCAGGAAGAUGUCUACCAGAGGUUCCUCACUCUUACCAACACCACUUCCCUCGCAGAGUUGCGGGCUCUCUCAUCUGAAGAGGUAAUGCUUGCGAAUGCUCAGCAGAUCACCUAUGAUUCCCCAUACGGUACAUUCACUUACGGGCCGGUCGUGGAUGGUCUUUUCGCUCCUCUUCAGCCAGCUCAGCUUUUGGCACAAGGUCGAUUUGACAAGGACGUGCGCGUAAUGGUCGGCCACAAUGCGAAUGAAGGAGCCCUCUUCACGCCCUUCUUCAUUCCAAACGAGGCUGCAUUGGAAGAUCAAAUCUCGUCCGCUUUCGCCAACGCUCCAAAGUCUUCCAUCGAUUAUGUUACCAAGACUCUCUACCCCCCGGUGUUCGACGGGUCUCUACCAUACACCAACAACUUCGAGCGCGGUAGCCUCAUUGUCAGCGAGGGAGUCUUCACGUGCAACACCAACUACCUCUCCAGGGCUUACGGAAACAAGACAUACUCCUAUCUCUUCGCAGUUCCCCCGGCUAUUCAUGGUCAGGAUAUCCCGUACACGUACUUUGAGGGCGGUGCAGGUUCCACCGGGCUCCAAGGUGUUGCCAACACCACCAUUGCCAUCGCUCUGCAGGAGUUCAUCACCAGCUUCGCUGAGAAUGGUGUGCCAGAUGCUACAGGCGUGAAGCAGUUCAACAUGUACGGUCCGGAUGCGACCGUCUUGGAGCUUAACGUUACCGGCAUCGAGGAUGUACGCGACAGCAACGCGAACGCUAGGUGUGCAUGGUGGCAGAAGGCGCUGUACUAA